Microthlaspi erraticum is the source of this 1173-nucleotide messenger RNA. The record is from the annotation of a GenBank genome assembly. NCBI's taxonomy places the organism in Eukaryota, Viridiplantae, Streptophyta, Magnoliopsida, Brassicales, Brassicaceae.
AUGCGAGUUGAAGACAUAGUCCACAUCAAUGAUUCUAUGCCUGAAGAAGAGCUUAUGGCAAUCAAGAUCUUGAAAGAGAAUUUUGAUGAGAAAGUCAGGCUGGAGGAAGUUAAGGCUCUGCGUGAUGAGAAUUUGCCAUGGUAUGCUGAUAUAGUGAACUUCAUGGUAUCUAGAGAAUUCCCUAGUAAUUUCGAUGCUUACAAGAGGAAGAAGUUCUUCAAGGAUGCUAGGCACUACUAUUGGGAUGAACCUUACUUGUACAAGAGAGGACCAGAUAGCAUUUACAGGAGAUGCAUAGCUGAAGAAGAUGUACAAGGAGUUCUUGAGCAAUGCCAUGGGUCUGCUUAUGGAGGGCACUUUGCCACAUUCAAAACCGCUACUAAGGUUCUGCAAUCUGGUUUAUGGUGGCCUACUCUGUUCAAGGAUGCAGCAAGUUACAUCGCCAAGUGUGAUGCAUGCCAAAGGAAAGGAGGGAUCACCAAGAGGGAUGAAAUGCCACUGAACCCAAUUCUAGAAGUUGAGAUCUUUGAUGUAUGGGGAAUAGACUUCAUGGGGCCUUUCAAACCCUCCUCAAACGGGCACAACUACAUUUUGGUUGCCGUAGACUAUGUGUCCAAAUGGAUUGAAGCCAUCCCCUGCCCAGCCUGUGAUGCUAAGGUUGUUAUCAAACUGUUCAGAACCAUCAUCUUUCCAAGAUAUGGCAUCCCAAGGGUUGUUAUUUCGGAUGGAGGUUCCCACUUCAUCAACAAGGUGUUUGAGAAGUUGAUGAAGAGUUAUAGAGUCAAGCAUAAGGUUGCUACGCCCUAUCACCCUCAAACUAGUGGGCAAGUUGAGGUCUCCAACAGACAUAUUAAAGCUAUAUUGGAGAAGACUGUGAGCUUCACUAGAAAGGAUUGGUCAACAAGACUUGAUGAAGCACUUUGGGCUUAUAGAACAGCUUACAAAACCCCCAUUGGAAGGUCUCCUUUCAAUUUGCUAUUUGGGAAGGAUUGCCACUUGCCUGUGGAGGUCGAAUACAAGGCUUUAUGGGCAGUAAAAAUGCUGAACUUUGACAUAAAGGCAGCACAAGAAAGGAGGGUAAUGAACUUGUUUGAGUUGGAGGAAAUCAGAAUGAAUGCCUAUGAGAACUCCAUGAUCUACAAGAUGAGAACUAGGCAGCCCACGACAAACUGA